UAAAUAAUCAUCAUAUUCUGUAUUAGUAGUGUACUAAUAAUGUAAAUUAAGAAUGCUGAGUUUAGUCUAAACUUGUAUUGUGUACCAUAAAGGUGCAGGUGCAGUUUGUAAUACCACCAAAUAAUCAGAUCCGAUUAGUUACCAGUUUGUUAUUUACAAUACAAAGUUUUAAUAAUUAAUUUAGUGUGGCAUCUACAGUAAAUAAAAUGGGUGCAAUGUGUUUUAAACCGCUUCGGCAGCAACAAGAAGUGACAAGUACCAAAUCAAGUACUGAAUCACUCAGUAAAAAACUUCGGAAAAGUUUAUCAAAAAGAAAAAUUUCGGAUGACGAUAGCGAACAUGAAUAUUAUGAACCUCCGAGAAAAAAGAACAACAAUUUUAUAGAGGAGUGUAAGAAUUAUCCAUCCAGAGAAGGUGUAAAUUUAAUACAAGAUAAAGUCAAAGCCAGAAAUAAGAGAAUGUUCCGAUCUGUAAUGGAAACGCUGAAUAAAUUCCAAAAAGAGGAAGAACGAUUCAAUGAAAAAAAGGCGGAAAUUCAAAAAAGCAAUCAUGAAUGUGAAUUUAAAAAGAAACUAGAUAUUUUAAAGAAAGCAAACGAAUUAUUAAUGGAACAAAAAAAGGAAGGACAAUUCAAUGAUAAAAUGGCAGAAAAUCAUGAAUGCGAAUUUAAAAAGAAACUGGAUAUUUUAAAAAAAGAGAACGAAUUAUUAAUGGAAUUUAAAAGGAAAGUUGAAUUUGAGUAUCAAAAUCCACAAAUUUCCAAGAAAUCAAAAUUUAAUUAUGAUGAAAGCCAAAAACUAAGCAAUUUUUUUGUAACAAAAAGUAAACCACACAUAAAAUAUAUGCCAAAACACUUCAGUGAUGUAGAAAGUAAGCAAGGAGAUUUCAAAAGAGUUGAACUGCCUCAUUCCCAAUUGGACUAAGGCAUAUUUAAAGACACAGUCGUGGCUGGAAAAAUAACCCUUCUGAGAG
This is a messenger RNA of Aethina tumida (small hive beetle), 972 nucleotides long. RefSeq lists its product as uncharacterized. Lineage: Eukaryota; Metazoa; Arthropoda; Insecta; Coleoptera; Nitidulidae. The record is from RefSeq and is a predicted model, not a curated record. The transcript has a single exon. Bases 207 to 923 code for a protein of 238 amino acids.